Drosophila grimshawi is the source of this 706-nucleotide messenger RNA. RefSeq lists its product as uncharacterized. The transcript is spliced from 3 exons. The coding region runs from base 23 to 634 and encodes 203 amino acids. Lineage: Eukaryota; Metazoa; Arthropoda; Insecta; Diptera; Drosophilidae. The record is from RefSeq and is a predicted model, not a curated record.
GGCAAACAGUUGAAGCUCAAACAUGAAAGUCAAAGCAAUUCUCAGUGCGCUGCUGCUGCUCGUCCUUUCGUCAGGCUGCAGCGAAGCCAACACCUUAAUGACUUGCCACAGUUGCCAUGGCAUCAGUUGUCAGCGAACUGUGUCUCCGACACAGGAGCAAGAAUGCGUAGACUCGCUGGACUAUUGUGUGACUAUCUACGAGAAAUCCAAGGUUCUCUACAUGGGCUGCUCGCUGGAGAUUCCCGUUGAGCUGCGCCAACGUUGCGACUCACCGAACAAUGGCUCCUGCUUUAAGUGCAACUCGAAUCGUUGCAACGAUGUGGGCUCCGAAAGAUUUGCCUGUGUGCAGUGCGAUUCCAGUAAGGACACCAACUGUGCUGAGAACGCCACAUUGUUGAAGCCGGUAGUCUGUGCUGCUCCCAAGGCUGCCAAUUCCUAUUGCUACGUGAAGGCUUCGGGUUCGGGCAGCAGCCACAUUGAGCGCGGUUGUGCCACAACCGUGAUCGAUCAGCAGGAUUGCCUCAAGGACGCCAACUGCCUGUUGUGCUCGUCUGGCGAUAUUCGAGGAUGCAACAGCGUCAACAUUGUCACAGAUUCAAGUGCUGGCAAUCGUUUUAUUCGCUUUCUACGUUAGCUCUAAUUUAAUACCAAUAAAUAAAUAAAAACUAACCAAAUAAAUAAGUGCGGCAGCUUGUAUGUAAUUUGA